CUUUGGUUCAUUAGCUUUCAACCUGUUUGUUGAUGUUGUUUAUGUUUUUCUUUGUUGAUAAUUAUUUUAAAUAGUAAAACCUUUUUGAUUUAUUUAAUUCUUAGUUUAAUCAUGGAGAGUGACAUUUCUGGAUCAACCACUGAGCCAAUUACAAUAGAUGAAAAUGGUACUGAGAGUACAAAUGUUGAUGGUUUAAAUGGUACCGACGGUGAAGGUGAUGAUUCAGAGAUGAGACCAAUGGAAAUGAGUGAUAAUAACAACAGAAUGGUAAACAAAUUAUGGCGAUUACCAGAUUGUGGAAAGAUUUCCAAUCCCUAUUUUAAUGGAUUUAAACAAGGAGAAAACAACGAGCCUAAAUGUAUAAGAAUUGGUUGUUGUAAUUUAGCAGUUGAAAAUUCUGAUUGGGAUUAUGAAUAUUGUUCAGCAAUUUGUGCAGUUGAACAUUGCAAGACUGCAUUUACCAAUUGGGUGGCCACUCGCCAAGCAGAAAGUGAUGGUACAGGUGGUCAAGCAACACCACAAUUAGUAACAACAAUCAAUUAAAUCACCAGAUGGAUUAAAUUAUUACCCAAAAACCAAAGGAGAGAAAAUUAAAGAAAUGAUAAAAUUAUUUUUAUACAUAUUUUACUCAAAAGAUGAAAAUUUAAUCAACCGCCAUUUGUGUUUACCUUUUCUCUCUCUCUCUCUCUCUCUCUCUCUCUCUCUCUCUCUCUCUUUCUCUUUCUCUCUCUCUCUCUUUCUCUUUCUCUAUCGCUCUCUAUACUUGUUAUUUUCUCAUAUGUUUAUGCUGUAACUUUCAAUUUCAUUUGAUUUUUAAUUCUCGUGUCUCGUUUUUAAAACACUUGUUGAUUAAAUUACAAUUCUCGCA
Messenger RNA from Panonychus citri (citrus red mite), 868 nucleotides. RefSeq lists its product as uncharacterized. The transcript has a single exon. Gene Ontology annotation, cellular component: nucleus. Gene Ontology annotation, molecular function: chromatin DNA binding. Gene Ontology annotation, biological process: regulation of transcription by RNA polymerase II. The record is from RefSeq and is a predicted model, not a curated record. Bases 112 to 543 code for a protein of 143 amino acids. Lineage: Eukaryota; Metazoa; Arthropoda; Arachnida; Trombidiformes; Tetranychidae.